This is a messenger RNA of Temnothorax curvispinosus, 2406 nucleotides long. RefSeq names its product protein trapped in endoderm-1-like (gene Tre1). Lineage: Eukaryota; Metazoa; Arthropoda; Insecta; Hymenoptera; Formicidae. The record is from RefSeq and is a predicted model, not a curated record. Gene Ontology annotation, cellular component: membrane. The transcript has 4 exons. Gene Ontology annotation, molecular function: G protein-coupled receptor activity. Gene Ontology annotation, biological process: G protein-coupled receptor signaling pathway. The coding region runs from base 1029 to 2048 and encodes 339 amino acids.
UAGAUAAGAAGACUUGUGGUGCACUCGUAAAGGGUACACGCGUCAGCGGAGUUCGUCAGUCUGCGGACGAACGUCUGCCGAAAUAACGGGAACGGUUCGAAGCACCCGCGUCCCGCGUUGACCGUAACAAUAUUUACAACACUUGCUGAUAAAUACGUGAUUAACGCAUAAUUAAAAAAAAAACAACGUAACAUUAAUCUUUAUAAACAAGUCAGUGGAUAAGUCGCCAGUGACGCUAUAUACAUGGAAGAAACCAAAAUUCCUUUGUGCGAGGAUGAAAUAAAACUCGUAAAAAGUAGGGAAGAAAUGAAAAAGUUACAACGGCUAACGUACAUAAUGUAGACAUCUGAAAGUGCAUGUUUAAUUACGAGAAAAACGGGCUCGUUCGAAGAAGUUGAAUUGCAGCGAUUAAAGGACGAUUACGAGGAAAGAAGAGGAUAAUUGGGGCGAAUUGUUCGGAGAUAGCGGUUUAAUUGGACGCCAUAAAGUACUACAGUAAUUUCUGGAGGAACACCUUUCGCGCGGGUUAACAAUAGCUACAAUGUAGCGUCACGAAACGUAUGAGCGCCCUGUCAUUCGAGACCAAAGUUCACGUUGUUGCCGCUCACACUACAGAGGCAUAGAGGGAUCAGUAUUCCGAGAAGGUCACAAAAAUUUAUCGUUAUGACUAAUGGCGCGUUCUUAACGGGAGAGCCAGCGAACGUGAAGAGAUACGGAAAUUAAUUGAUGCGGCACGCGCGAUAAAGUGCGGAAUAUACGUUCUCGAGGGGUGCGUACCCCCUCCGGCCUCUCUUGCCGCGGCGAGAAAAUUUCAGCGAAUUAACGGAGCAGAUAGAAACCAAUGAAUGAAAGAAGGAGUAACGACAAGUGUAAACGAACGCGAGUCGAUGAGGAAAGUUAGCGCGUUUAAUUGCGUGCGGUGCAAGGGUCGCGGCUGUUCCGCGAGAGAUUAGCGCGUACGUGAAUCACGGCGAUCUUUGAUUUUCCGAAGAAUGCGAAGGAAAAAGGAUCCGCGCAUUCGCUGAAAGAUGGGGCACUUUGCGACAAACGACACGAUCUUCGCUACGGGGGAUGGAGAUUUCAAACCAUUUACGCGAUCCGUCACUAUCGUCGCUGCAGCUUGCGCUAUAAUAUUCAGCAUUAUUGGAGUAUUAGGCAAUUUAAUAACGGUAAUCGCACUGUUAAAGUAUACCAAACUGAGACGACACGCCACUACGGCCUUUGUGAUAAGUUUAAGCAUCUCCGACUUGAUUUUUUCCGCGGUAAAUUUGCCUCUAACUGCCAGUAGAUAUUUGAACGAAGCAUGGGUUCUUGGCGAGACUCUAUGCACUCUAUUCCCCUUGUUCUUCUACGGGAACGUCGCCGUAUCUUUACUCAGUAUGGUGGCUAUUACUAUAAACAGAUAUAUAUUGAUCUCACAGUCGGACAUUUACAACCAGUUAUACACUAGUCGCGGCAUAACGCUGAUGUUAAUAGCCAUAUGGACUCUAAGCUUCCUCAUGCUGCUGCCGCCCUUGUUGGGCAUCUGGGGUACUCUAGGACUGGAUCCGGCCACCUUCUCGUGCACGAUAUUGAGGAAAAACGGCUCGAGCCCGAAGAAGUUCCUGUUCGUUCUGGGCUUCAUCGUACCAUGCGUGGUGAUCAGUGUUUCGUAUCUCUGCAUAUAUUGGCGCGUACGAAAAAGCCGAAAGAAUUUGGAGGCUCACGCGGCGGAAGGUAGACGAGGCGGCGGAUUUCAACGGCGGGAGGACUCCAGAGUGACUAGACUGAUGCUCACUAUAUUCCUUUGCUUCCUGAUGUGCUUCAUGCCGUUGAUGCUGGUGAACGUGAUCGACGAUAAGAUGAAGGUUCCGAUACUUCAUAUAGUGGCGUCCGUCCUCGCAUGGGCAUCCGCGGUGAUAAACCCUUUUAUUUACGCCGGCACCAACAAACUGUACAGGGAGGCGUACAAACAGGUUCUGUGCCCCGUUUCGAGGAGGACACCCACGAUCGGUCUCAAACCGACGCCUUCUCACUCGAGCAAGAUCUCGUCGCCCAAUACGAUAUAAAAAUAUAUUUCGUUCCGGAAAUAAUCGAUUUGCUUUAGAUUAACGAUGACGAAUAAAAGUUGAUGCACGAUAUCAUUUUCUUUAUCUUUCAUAAGAAAUUAAGUGUUUGAUUAGUAAAGCGCAAGAUUAUGGAAGAAUAAAACCUUUUUUUUACAGAAUUUAACUGAAAAUGUGUUAGAUUACGAAUCUUGAAGCAAUAGAUAUCUGUUUGAUUAAAAUUUUGUAUUUAUUGAUUAAGUUUGUGUUAAAAAGUAGAAAUUUUUCUUCGCCAAGCUAAACUAAUAGAUAAGUGUUUUAUUUUAAUUUUGGAUAAGAAAUAUAACAGCAGUACGAGAAGGAAAAUAUGUAUAAAAAUGUA